ACCCUCGCUCCAGCUCCCUCCGGGAGUCCUCCACUUCCGCUGGGUCACUGCUGUGGCCACUCUUUCUCUCCCCGAAAAGCUCCGAAGGCCGCUCCCUUCUCCAGUGCUGCACGUCCGCCCACACUCGGUGGAUCAGACCAGCGACAUGGAGGGUUGUGUCGGGGAGGAAUCUUUCCAGCUGUGGGAGCUCAAUCGCCGCCUGGAGGCCUACCUGACCCGGGUAAAGACGCUAGAGGAGCAGAACCAGCUGCUCAGCGCGGAACUGGGGGGACUCCGGGCGCAGUCCGGGGAUGCCUCCUGGCGGGCCCGAGCCGACGACGAGCUGGCAGCCCUGCGGGUCCUCGUCGAUCAGCGCUGGCGGGAGAAGCACGAGGCCGAGGUGCAGCGCGACAACCUGGCUGAAGAGCUGGAGGGCGUGGCAGGCCGGUGCCAGCAGGUGCGGCUCGCCCGGGACCGGACCAGCGAGGAGGUCGCCUGCAGCCGGCGCGCGCUCGAGGCGGAGAAGAGUGCGCAGGGCUGGCUGAGCACCCGGGCUGCAGAGCUGGAGCGCGAGUUAGAGGCUGUGCGAGCUGCACACGAAGAAGAGCGCGCGCACCUGAGCGCGCAGGCUGCCUGUGCGCCACUCCGGCUCGCCGCGCCGCCCCGCAGACCGCCCGCUCAGGCCCCCGAGGUGGAGGAGUUGGCCCGAAGGCUAGGCGAAGCGUGGCGCGGGGCGGUGCGCGACUACCAGGAGCGCGUGGCUCACAUGGAGAGCUCCCUGGGCCAAGCUCGCGAGCGACUGGGCCGAGCCAUGCAGGGUGCUCGGGAGGGUCGCCUUGAGCUGCUGCAGCUUCAGGCUGAACGCGACGGCCUCCAGGAGCGCAGAGAGGCUCUGGAGCAGAGGUUGGAGGGCCGCUGGCAGGAUCGGCUGCAAGCCACUGAAAAGUUCCAGCUGGCUGUGGAUGCCCUGGAGCAGGAGAAGCAGGGCCUACAGAGCCAAAUUGCUCAGAUCCUGGAAGGUGGGCAGCAACUGGCACACCUCAAGAUGUCACUUAGUCUGGAGGUGGCUACAUACAGGACACUGCUGGAGGCUGAGAAUUCCCGGUUGCAAGCACCUGGCCGAAGUUCCCAGGCUUCCCAUGGCUUUCACGACCCUAAGCUGAAGCUGCAUUUCCUUGGGACACCAGAGGAUCAGCACCUGGGAUCUGUGCUCCCUGUCCUCAGUCCAACACCCCUCCCUUCCCCCAUGCCCAAUACCCUUGAGACACCAGUGACAGCCUUUCUGAAGACCCAGGAAUUCCUUCAGGCCCAAACCCCCACCUUGGCCAGCACACCCAUCCCACUCACGCCUGAGGCUCCCUGCCCUGCAAAAGCAGAAGUCAGAGGCCAGGAUGCCCCUCUUUCUCUGCUCCAAACACAGGGUGGGAGGCAACAGGGUCCAGAGCCUCUCUGGACUGAAGCCACAGUGUCUGUUUCCACCAGUGAGGAGCCUGGGGGCAAGCAGCCCAGCCACUUCCCCAAGGAUCUGACCUCCUCAGCCCCACCCCUUAACCCUCAUCACCCUGUGUUAGAGACUAAAGAUGAAGAAUCCAGUGAGUCUAGAGUUUCUAGCAUAUUCCAGGAAGAUGAAGGGCAAAUCUGGGAGCUAGUAGAGAAAGAAGCUGCCAUGGAGGUAAAGGUAGAGAGCAGCUCGGCACAGGAGACACAAGAAGAUGGUCUGGGCACGGGAGAAAUCCAGGAUUCCCAGGGUCCUUUGCAAAAGGAAACCCUAGAGGCUCCAGAAGAGGAGCCAAUGAUGUCUCUGAAAAUCCAGAGCCAUAAGACACCAGGGAAGGAGAAUUGCAAUUCUCUGAGGUCUAUAGACCAGAACCUGGGAACUCUAAAAAGCUCAGAAGAAAAACAAACAGUACUGAAGUCUUUAGAAGAAAAGGAUGUAGAGUCAGAGAAAACUCUAGAAAAGGGGCUUCCUGAGCUGUUUAAGCCUUUAGGAAAAGAAGAUCCAGGAAUUGAAGAUGAUCAAGAAUUAAUAUCUCCUGAAGGUGCAGUAGAGACAGUUUCAUCUAUAGGAAAGGAAAAUCAAGAAGUAGUGAGAUCUUCAGAAGAGGAGAACUUAGAGCCAGCUUUUGAAAAGGAAAGCCAGCAUCCACUGGGAUGUCCAGAAGAAGAGAACCAGAUGGUUGAGAAACUUGUAGAAAAGGAGGGUCAGGAGUCCCUGAGGUCUCUGGAAGAGGAGGACCAGGAACCCUAUAGAUGUCUAGAGAAAGAGAAUGGGGAGCCAUUAAAGUCUGUAGAAGAAGAGGACCAGUUGGUUGAGAAGCUGAUCGAAAAGGAGGGUCAGGAGUCCCUGAGGUCUCUGGAAGAGGAGGACCAGAGUACUGCGAAGCCUCUAGAAAGAGAGAAUCAGGAAUCUCUGAGGUCUAUUGAUGAAAUCCAGGAGACCAUUAUAUCACUAAGAAGCAAGAACCAGAAGCAACUGAAAUCUCUAGAAGCAGAAGAGGAGCAGAGGAUUGUGAAACCUCUAGCAAAAGAAGUGGAGCUCCUGAGGUCUCUCGAAGACAAUGACCAGAUGACUGGAAGCCUGCUACAGAACGAGACUCAGGAGUCUCUGGGCCUGUUACAGAACGAGACUCAGGAGUCUCUGGCAUCUCCUAAAGAUCGAGACCAGGAGACCCAGGAUCCACAGAGGUCUCUAGAAGAAGAGGACCAGAGGAUUGCGAACUAUCUAGAAAAAGAUCAGGAGUUCCUGGGGUCUUUAGAAGAAGAGCAGAUGGUCAAGCAAUCUCUAGAAAGGGAGAACCAUAAAUCGCUGAGUUCUGUAGAAAAAAAGGACUGGGUGACUGAGAACCUGCUAGACACAGAGAGUCAGAACUCCUCUUUUGAAGAGGAGAACCAGCAGAUCUUUAGAUCUCUGGGAAAAGAGACUCCAGAGUCCCUGUGGUCUCCCGAAGAGCAGGACCAAGAGAUACAGAGAGCUCUUCAGCAAGAGACUGGACAGAUAGUGAGGGCUGUAGGGGAUGAGCAGCUGGCAGUGAGACAACCGGAGUUAGAGGAGCCUUUUGGAAGACAGAGCCCAGUGUCACUGGAAGAAGGAGCGGAGACAGUGAAGUCUUCAGAAACAGAGAACGUCGAACCACUGAAGAGUGCUGAGGCAGGCCUGGAAAUAGAGAACUCUGUGCAAGCUCAAGAGCCAUUGUCUCUAGAAGUGACUAGAGAGACAGUGAAACCUCUAGAAAAUGAAAUUCAGGAAUCACUGGGGUAUGUGUAUGGGAGCCAAGAGACCCUGAGACCCCUUGAAAGGGAGAAUCAAGAAUUGAGAUCUCUUGACAAGUGGAACCCAGAGACUGUGGAAUCUCCAGAAGGGAUGGGGGUGGCUGGGCAGCAGCUGGAAGUAGAAGGCUGCGUAGAUAUGAAUGAGCACCAAGAAUCAGCGAGGUCUCUGGUAGAGGUAGGGCAGGAGCUGCCUGGCUCUGGAAAUCAGCAAAGGUGGGAGGACAUGGUGGAAGAUGGAGCAGUAAAUCAGGACCCAGUCCUAGGGAGGACAGGAGUGGAAAGUGAGGAUGAGGCAGAGCUGCCCCUGAGUGGGCAAAGUAGGGAGGAAGAAGCUGCUGAGGACAGGGAGCUGCAGCUACAAGUCAUGGGGGAGGCCUGUAGCCUGGGGAGCUCUGAGCCCAAGCAGCAGAGGGUCCCUAGUGAGGAAGACUGCAGGAAGGGGAGCACUGAGGCCUUCCAGGACAUGGAGGGACCACCAGAGCAGGUGGGGACCUUAGAGGUCUCAGUUGCCCAGGGAAUGCCAGAAGUGACAGAGCCCCUGUUGCAAGAUGAGGCUAUAGCCCAAACAGGUGAACAAGACUCCAAAGAGCUUGCCCUGGGCUCAGAGGCUGCUACCAGAGCUGGACUGGAGCAGGAAGUGAUAGGGUUAGGGGAGCCAAAGUAUCUGGCCAAGGAGGAGGCCAUUCACCCAUCCCUGGGGGAGCAAAGUGUAGAAGUAAAGUUAGCUCAGGACUUGGAAGGGCCUGAAAAAGAACCAGCAGAGGCAGGUGCUCUGGAGUCAGAGAUCUUUGAACUGCCCAAGACUAGCAGGGAUGCUCUAGAACCCAAGAGCUUCAAGGAGUCAGAGCCUGCAGUGGGCUGGGGAGUAGAGGAUACCUCAGUGGAGAUCUCAGACCAUGAGAGCAGUGCUGUCCCUCAGCCCAGGCUCUCAGAGACAGAGCAAGAUGAGGACGCACAGGCGGUCCUGGCACUCCCUGGUCCCAAGCUCAUGGAACCCUGUUCGUACAUCCCAACCCUGGAAGAUGCCUGUGACCUGCAGCCCCAGGCUGAGGGGAUUCAGGAAGCUGGGUGGCAGCUAGAAGGUGGGUCUGAAGCUCUGGGGAAAGUAGAAGAUGAGCAAGAGUUUGCUCUGAGGGAGACCCCCGAGGGCCUCCAAGAUUGGGAGGAGAGCAGAGAAGAAAGUGAGGCAGAUGAGUUAGGGGAAACUCUCCCGGACUCUACUCCCCUGGGCCUCUACCUGAGGUCCCCUACCUCCCCAAAGUGGGACCUAGCUGGAGAGAAGGGGCUCUCCCCUCAAGGAGAGGCCAGGAAGGAAGGCUGGGGUCCUCCUGUCCUCAGUAGCCCACCAGGGGAGGAGGAACAAGGUCCCGACUCUGACCUGUCAUCUGAGGAAUUUGAGGACCUGGGGACUGAGGCCUCUUUUCUGCCAGGGGUUCCCAAGGGGGUGGCAGAUCAUCUGGGCCAGGUUCUCCCAGUACUGGAGCCUGAAUGCUGGGGUCAGGGUGGGGAGUCUGACGGCUUUGCUGAUGAAGAAGAGAGUGGGGAGGAGGGAGAAGAAGAGCAUGAGGAAGGGGCUGAGUCAGGGGCUCAGUGGUGGGGGCCAGGGCCCUCUGGUGGGGGUUUCAAGGUCCAGGAUAUCACCCAAAGAGGGGACCUGGAACAGGGGUCUGCGGGUGUCAGUGGUCCUUGGGAUGAUGGCUUGAGAGGUGCUGCAGCUGAUAGCUCUGUGACUGCCCUGGACGCUGAGUCAGAGGGGUCUGAGUCUGUCUCCUUGGAGGGAGAGGACCAUUUGGAUGCCCCCCAAGAGGUGACUAGCAUGGUCCCAGGGGUUGGAGACACCCAGAGCCCCAACUCGGAGUUAGAGCACGUGAAUGGGAGGGUGGAGAAUGGAUUAGAGCAGUCUGAGGGGCAGGGAGUUCUGGAUGGGGACCAGGACCAGGAACGCCUUUUACAGGAACAGGAAGUGGGUGCCCUAAAGGCCCCUUUGGUAGUGUCUCCUGUGCACCUAGGCCCAAGUCAGUCCCUGGAAUUCCCUCUGAGUGGAGUAGAUGGAGAUUCCUGGUCCUCAGGGGAAGACUAGAGAAUGCUUCUCUGGCUCUGAGGACUUAAUGGUGGAGAGGAUGUCCUUCCUGAUCUGGGCCAGCACCCUUAGCUUUGAUAGCUUGACCUGUGGUGUCCUAAAGAGGUGGCUGACUGAGGGAGAUGAGGAAGGCUCAAGCCAGCUGAGCCCCUGUAGUUCUAGGCCCCCUUUCUUCUGCAUCUCACCUGCUGGAGAAGCUUGGGCUCAGAGCUUUCGCAUGUGCUGCUCUGGCCAGGUCUUGUUAGCCCUGCCUGUCUACAGUAGUGCCAUCCCCACAAGGUCAGGUCUGGCCUAUGCCCAGAGGAGCUGAGGGCAGCAAUUAGGACUGACCCUUCACCUCAUCUCAGUCUGCUGAGACCUUGUUCUGCUCUUUUUUGUUUAAAUAAAGUUGCAUCUCUCCCUA
Messenger RNA from Myodes glareolus (Bank vole), 5732 nucleotides. NCBI's taxonomy places the organism in Eukaryota, Metazoa, Chordata, Mammalia, Rodentia, Cricetidae. The record is from RefSeq and is a predicted model, not a curated record.